AAUCGCCAUACCAGUUUCAGCCGCGUUGCCAUUUGGACGUCGCCGCAGCAAUAUUUGCGUUUUCGUAUUCAUUCGCACUGUCAUCUCAUCCCAUUGUUGGAUAUUGUCGCGUCCUGCUUUGAGCCCCUCCUCCGUUUCCGCCCUACCCUGCCGCUGCAAUUGCAAAGAAACAAACUUUUAAAGUGAAACGUGAAAUCUCAUACAGUACUCGAAGUACCGUUGCCAAAAAUAUUAUAUCUUAUUUUCGGGCAGAUCUUUGUUCGGUUCGGCUUUUGCGCCUGAAUCGGUGAACAACAUCGCAGCAGAUCAGAUCGGACGAUCAUCAACCACAGAACAACAAUAUGGGAAAGGCAGAGUGCAUUAGCUACGAUGAACAGCAGUUGCCUUACAUCGAUCUUGGAUCGGCUCGCAUCCGCAUGGAAAAGGAGCCGGCACCCGAAUGGGCACUCAAGAAGGCACAGGACGAAUUAAAUGAAACACCGGGCCACAAGGAGCAGGCUAUCAAGGAGCUAAGGGAACUUAUACAAAAUGAAAAGUAUCUAAACUUGCCACUGGAUGAUGAGUACAUGAUGAUGUUUUUGCGUCCUACACAUUACUAUCCAGAGAGUGCCUUGAAAAGGCUCAAGAACUUCUAUCACAUGAAACUGAAAUACGGCAUUGCCUGUGAGAACAUAAUCCCCGCAAAAUUGCGUAAUGUAUUUGAGGCAAAUAUACUAAAUCUAUUGCCAGAAAGAGACCAACAUGGUCGCCGUCUACUAGUGCUGGAGGCAGGAAAAAAAUGGAAACCAUCACAGGUGCCCUUGCCCGAUCUCUUCCGUGGGAUACAGUUGACAGUUUUGGGAUCGAUGGUGGAACCAUAUUCACAAAUCUGCGGAGCAGUUGUCAUCAUUGAUAUGGAAGGUCUGCCACUUAGCCAUAUUACGCAAUUUACACCAUCGUUUGCGGCCAUGUUGUUGGAUUAUGUACAGGAAUGCAUCUGCGUGCGCUUAAAGGCAGUUCACAUUGUGAAUAAUUCAUACAUAUUCAAUAUGCUAUUUGCCAUAUUCAAACCAUUCAUACGCGAAAAGCUGCGCAAGCGUAUCUUCUUCCAUGGCAAGGACUACAAGGCUUUGGUAUCUCACAUUCAAGCCAGUUCCUUGCCACCGAAAUAUGGCGGCACUGCAACAUGGGAGCUGCCUCCUGGAAAACUUCUGGGAGAGUUCUUCGAGUGUUAUUCCAAGGAUUACGAACUUGCUGACAGCUAUGGCUAUACUGCGGGCUAUAAAAUAAAGAAGUAG
Molecule: messenger RNA, 1277 nt
Organism: Drosophila miranda
Lineage: Eukaryota; Metazoa; Arthropoda; Insecta; Diptera; Drosophilidae
Product: alpha-tocopherol transfer protein-like
Exons: 8
Coding region: 342-1277 (311 amino acids)
Cellular component (GO): membrane
Molecular function (GO): phosphatidylinositol bisphosphate binding
Source: RefSeq, a predicted model, not a curated record